Molecule: messenger RNA, 1378 nt
Organism: Sceloporus undulatus (fence lizard)
Lineage: Eukaryota; Metazoa; Chordata; Lepidosauria; Squamata; Phrynosomatidae
Gene: RCE1
Product: Ras converting CAAX endopeptidase 1
Exons: 8
Coding region: 352-1041 (229 amino acids)
Biological process (GO): CAAX-box protein processing
Cellular component (GO): endoplasmic reticulum membrane
Molecular function (GO): metalloendopeptidase activity
Source: RefSeq, a predicted model, not a curated record
CUCUUGCCUCCGCCUCCGCCUGCCUUCCCCCGGCGGCAGCAGCAGCAGCAGCAGGGCUCUCCUCCUCCUGCUCUGCAGCAGGCAGCAAAUGUCGGAGGCAGCAGCCCCUGGCCCUGGAGGAGGAGGCGAGGAUGGGCUCCUGUGCUGGGCCUCCCUCUUCUCCUGCCUGGGCCUGGCUUGCUCCUACGUCGGCAGCCUCUACGUCUGGAGAGCCACCUGCCCCGGGACCACCCGGCCGUCAUCAAGCGCCGCUUCACCAGCGUCCUCAUCGUCUCCAUCCUCUCUCCCUUCUUCAUCUGGGCCUGGAAGGAGGUGACUGGCGUUAAGCCAGGUACAUCCCUUCUUGCCCUCAUGGGCUUCCGGUUGGAAGGAAUCGUGCCGGCGACUCUGCUACCUCUGCUGCUAACCAUGGUGUUAUUCCUUGGUCCCCUUAUUCAGCUCUCAAUGGACUGUCCCUGGGAUUUGGUGGACGGUGUCAAAGUUGCCUUCGACCCCAGCUUCUGGGUCCUCUGCCUGACCGACAUGCGCUGGCUCCGCAACCAGGUCAUUGCGCCAUUUACCGAGGAGCUGGUAUUCCGUGCCUGCAUGUUGCCCAUGCUUGUCCCAUGCACAGGACUGGGUACUGCCAUCUUCACCUGCCCGCUGUUCUUCGGAGUCGCUCACUUUCACCACGUCAUUGAGCAGCUGAGGUUCCGCCAGGGAAGCACAGCCAGCAUAUUCCUCUCUGCAGUGUUUCAGUUCUCCUACACAGCCGUAUUUGGAGCUUACACAGCCUUCAUCUUCAUCCGGACAGGGCACCUCAUUGGGCCUGUUCUCUGCCACUCCUUCUGCAACUAUGUGGGCUUCCCUGCCGUGGGCGCCGCGCUGGAGCACCCGCAACGCAUCCUGGUGGUCUUCUUCUACCUGCUUGGCGUGGUCCUCUUCCUCCUCCUCCUCCACCCCAUGACGGACCCGGCUUUCUUUGGACACCUGCCCAUCUGCUCCCUCUCCAGAUUGACCUCUCCCGCAAAGAGCCUCAGCAGCUUCUCCUUUUGCUCCUGACGCUCAUCCGGGAACUCUGUCUCCACCCGUCACCUUUGCACCUGUUUUUGGGGUGUUUUGGGGUGGGUUUCUUUUCCUCACCCCUCCAGCCUUGGACCAUAGCUGGGUGAGGGUGCUGAACACGAUCCGGUCGCUCGCCUGGCACACUUACAGAGAAGCCAUCGCCGAAUCCUCUUUGCUGUGGAGGUGGAGCCAGGCCUGCGUUCUUGCACAUGUCUGUCCUGAGCCACUCAGCCCUUUUUGUACAUCCCUGGGAGAGGGUGGGUGGAAGGCUAUCUUUUUUCUUCAGGGUCCCCAAAGAGCUCUAUUUUUUAUUAGUAAAGGUACUUUAAUGAGA